Molecule: messenger RNA, 1416 nt
Organism: Indicator indicator
Lineage: Eukaryota; Metazoa; Chordata; Aves; Piciformes; Indicatoridae
Product: zinc finger protein 501-like
Exons: 3
Coding region: 1-1341 (446 amino acids)
Biological process (GO): regulation of transcription by RNA polymerase II
Cellular component (GO): nucleus
Molecular function (GO): DNA-binding transcription activator activity, RNA polymerase II-specific; RNA polymerase II cis-regulatory region sequence-specific DNA binding
Source: RefSeq, a predicted model, not a curated record
AUGGCCAUGGUGACGCUGCUCACACCCUUUGUCUGUGGUGACUGUGGCAAGAGCUUCAGCCUUAGCUCCAAUCUCACCCAGCACCGCUGUGUCCACCCCGGGAAGAAGCCAUACAUCUGCGCCGGCUGCGGCAAGAGCUUCACUCGCAGCCUGACGCUUAUUGCCCACUGGCAUGGCCAUGCUGGGAAGAAGCCCUUUGCCUGCACCGACUGUGGCAAGAGCUUCCACCGUGGUUCCCGCUUCUUCCAGCACCGCCGUGUCCACAGCAGUGAGAGGCCACACAUCUGUGGUGACUGCGGCAAGAGCUUCCAGGGAAACUCGAUGCUUAUCGCUCACUGGCACAUCCAAACCAGCCAGGAAGCUUUCAUCUGCAGUGACUGCGGCAAAAGCUUCAACAUGAGCUGCCACCUCUUCCGACACCGCCGUGUCCACACUGGUGAGAAGCCAUACUGCUGUGCUGGCUGUGGCAAGAGCUUCUGCUGGAGCAAGACCCUCAUUACCCACUGGCAUGCCCACAGUGGCAAGAAGCCCUUCACCUGUACUGACUGUGAUAAGACCUUCAGCCAUGUCUCCCAGUUCUUACAGCAUCACUGUGGCCGCACCAGAAAGAGACCACGCAGCCAUGGCACACCUAGUAAGAGUUUGAGCUGCAGCAACUGUCAGCAGAGCUUCGUCAGGCGCUCAGAUCUGGUGAGGCACAUGCGGACCCACACUGGUGAGAAGCCAUAUGUCUGUGCCGUCUGUGACAAGAGCUUCAACCAGAUCUCCAACCUCAUUCAGCACCGUCGCAUCCACACAGGUGAGAGACCGUACCGCUGUGCUGACUGCGGCCAGAGCUUCAGCUCCAGCUAUUCCCUCACACAGCACCACCACACCCACAAUGGCAAGAAGCCAUACCGCUGUGCUGACUGUGGCAAAAGCUUCACUAAGAGCUCCACCCUCAUCCAACACCACCUCAUCCACACAGGGGAGAAGCCGUACCACUGUACUGACUGUGGCAAGAGCUUCAGACAUAGUGCCACCCUCACCAAGCACCUCCAUGUCCACACUGGCAAGAAGCCCUUCACCUGUACUGACUGUGGCAAGAGCUUCAGUCAGAGCUCCCAUCUCCUCCGUCAUCGCCGCAUUCACACUGGCCAGAAGCCCUAUGUCUGUAGUGACUGCAGCAAGAGUUUCACUAACAAGUCCUCCCUCACCCGGCACCGCCUUGUCCACACAGGUGAGAAGCCCUUCACCUGCACCAACUGCAGCAAGAGCUUCCGCUGCAGAUCCAACCUCAGCCGGCACAUGCGUAUCCAUGCCAGUGACCAGCCUGUGCCAGGGGACACAUCAAAACACUGACCCCAGCACUGUCAGGGUAAACGUGACUCUCAUGGGGCACCUUUUCCAGCAGAUUGAACCAAAAUCACCUCAUUU